This is a messenger RNA of Chaetomium fimeti, 2556 nucleotides long. RefSeq lists its product as uncharacterized. The record is from RefSeq and is a predicted model, not a curated record. Lineage: Eukaryota; Fungi; Ascomycota; Sordariomycetes; Sordariales; Chaetomiaceae. The coding region runs from base 1 to 2556 and encodes 851 amino acids. The transcript is spliced from 6 exons.
AUGCGGCUCUUCAACGACUUACAAGAGUACGAGCGCUCAAGCCCAUGGCCUGAGAGGAGCCCUAUCCUCAUUCAGUUGAAGCAUGGCAUCAACUUAAAGCUUGACGUUCCCAACUUUGGGGUCACAGCAAGCAGUGAUGAUAGUGAUGACUCCAAGGCGUCCUUGACCCGCGUCCUCCUUGCCCACUCGGCGUUCAAGACCGCCAUGGACCCAGGAGUGGCACCCAACGAUAGCUUCUUCAAGAGGUGUGUCGCCGAGGUCAAAGCCGUCAGCCUCUUCUUUCCCGACAUCAGGGUGGAGGGACUCCGUAUUGCCUUCACGGCAUGGCUCGCGUUUGCGUGUGCCAUGGACGACAUUCUAGAGAUCCUGGAGCUGGGGGAUCGGGAGCUUGUUUUGUGUGAGACCAUUGAGGUGUUGACACACGCCCCAGCCAACCCUCCGCAAAGGCUCCAAUCACAAGCAUCCGAGGCAAAGGACAAGCGAGUCCAAGCACUGGGGAGAGAACUCUUUGGCCACUGCGGUCGCUACCUCUCACCAAAGAGCAACCAGGCAUUCUUCAAAGCCGUCUGCGGGGUGUUGAGAGCCCAUGUGGCAGAAGUUCACUUCCUCCAGGGCCGGCACGAUGACAGUUUCCCAGAGUAUCUGAGCAUCCGCAGUCGUACCAUCGCGCUCCAGCCUUUCUUUGAGGUCCUCAAAACCGAGUUUCUGGCGCCGGCCGAUUGGAAGUUCAACGAUACCUGGCUGAAACUGCAAAACGAGGUUUCACGAGUGGCUGGGCUGCAAAACGACCUCAUCGGCCUCAUGCGGGACAUCGACGAUGGCGAGGAACUCAACGCGGUCAUGGUCCUGAUGCGCGGUUUUCGAGGCCACAAGAAGGGUCACAUUGAUUACAACGUCUUGUCAAGGUGUGUCGCCCUGGUCAAUGCCGAGCACAACCAAAGCGCCUCCCGGUGCUUUGACUACAUGAGGCAGCUCCAUCGAGAGGCCGAAGCUAUGGAGGGUUCCGAGAUCAAGAGGGUGGAACUGGUUGCGCGGAAUAUUAUCAUCAUGUGCGAGACACAUUUGAGAUGGUGCUCCUCGGCCAAGCGGUACCGGCUGGAAAUUGGGGUCAACGGGAUCAUUCCAACUCCAUGUGCAUCGGAAUCCAGCGCGCUAUCAUCGCCAGUUUUCGAACGACCGCCUGUGGUUCAACUACCCCAACUUCGACCCGUGCGGGAUGCACCAGCGCCUGCAGACGACUCGGAUCUAGUUGUUCGCUCUGACGGCAUCUUCCACGGACUCCCAUCCUUUCCAGACACUCCGGACUGCCGCAACAUGACAGCCCUUGUCACAGGAGCCACUGGGCUGUCCGGAUACAACAUGGUGAAAGUGCUGGCCGCAUCACCCCAACGCUGGAGCAAGAUCUACUGCCUCAGCUCUCGACCACCUCCCCAGAACUUCUUCAAAGACCUUGGUGAGGGUGCUAGCCGCGUCGAGCACUUGGCCAUUGACUUUCUGGCCGACCCCUCUGAAAUCGCUCGACGUCUGAGGGAAGCAGUUGAGCAAGUGGACCACGUUUUCUACUUUUCUUACAUGCAGCCUGCGCCCAAGGGGGACGUUUUGGAUCUGUGGGCCAAUGCCGACGAGCUGGCUACUGUAAAUGUGGCGCUCUUCAAUAACUUCGUCUUUGCCUUGCAACAAACCGCGCUCAAGCCGCGCCGCUUUAUGUUGCAGACCGGCUCCAAGCACUACGCCUUCUACCUCGGGCCUGCACUCCUUCCAGCCUUCGAGUCAGACCCGCGCGUCCUACUGGCCCGCAACUUCUACUACGAGCAGGAAGACACCCUCUCGGCGUACUGCGAAUCCGUGGGCGCGGCAUGGAACAUAGCCCGCCCCUCAUACAUUGUUGGCGCCGUCCGCGACGGGACGCUGAACCACCUUAUCGGGUUCGGCAUCUACGCAGCUGUGCAGGCACGGCUCGGCCAGCCCAUCGCCUUUCCGGGCGACUACAGAUCUUGGGACCGAGAGCAGGUCCAGAGCACGGGCAUGUUGAAUGCCUACUUUGAGGAGUGGCUUGUUUUGACUGGCAAGACCGCCAACGAGGCGUUCAACAUCCACGACGGCCUCUCCUUUACCUGGGGCCGACUCUGGCCCUAUUUGGCGCAGUGGUACGGAGCAGCCUGGACUCCGCCGGAGGUGGAUGAGGACCAGUAUCGGGUUAUGAACCUGCCCUCUCCCAAGACCCCACGAGGGUACGGCCCGCAAACCACCCUCCGCUCCACCUUCAGCCUACUGGAGUGGUCACUCCAGCCGCAUGUCGAGGCGGCCUGGAAGGAACUGGCGGGGCAGCACAACCUGGUGCUGAACCCCUUCGACGACCACUACCGUGCCCGCAUCUUCUCCUUCUCCGACUCGGCCGUCAUCGGCGACGCUCCCAUGACCACGAGCGUGCGCAAGGCGCGCGAGGCGGGCUUCUUUGGCACGGUGGACUCGUACCAUUCCAUCUUCAACUCGUUCCGUGAUCUGGCCAAGUUGAAGCUCAUCCCGGCUCCGGCUGUGGACGACUUUGUGGCUUAA